Messenger RNA from Callorhinchus milii (elephant shark), 2538 nucleotides. It is a transcript of the gene foxa2, whose product is annotated as forkhead box A2. The record is from RefSeq and is a predicted model, not a curated record. The transcript is spliced from 2 exons. Lineage: Eukaryota; Metazoa; Chordata; Chondrichthyes; Chimaeriformes; Callorhinchidae. Gene Ontology annotation, biological process: regulation of transcription by RNA polymerase II; anatomical structure morphogenesis; cell differentiation. The coding region runs from base 431 to 1723 and encodes 430 amino acids. Gene Ontology annotation, molecular function: RNA polymerase II cis-regulatory region sequence-specific DNA binding; transcription factor binding; DNA-binding transcription factor activity, RNA polymerase II-specific.
GGGGGGGGGGAAGGGGGGAGAAAAAAAAACUCGCUUCUAUUGAUGGAACAAAUCAGAAAUAAUAAGGUUUUUAAUGGAUCUGUUUCAGACGCUCUCCUUUUUUUUUUGCAAUACUUGUGGCAGGUGUGCAACGAGGGGGCAAAACUGAAUGCUCUCACGCCGAGGUGUGAGAUGAUUAUUCAAAUAGGCAGUAAGGAAAUUGGGAUUGGAGGUUCGCCCUACGCGCACACAGCUAUAUCACCUUCCACCGCCCGCCACCAACGUCACUUUGACUCCUGUCAUCAUCAGACGCCUUAGAUCGCUUCCAGCGGCAGUUUACAACAACCCGCAGACCCACCACUUCCCGAAUAACCUAUUCCGCAAUCCGACACGGAGAUCCAUCGCCCACGAUCUUCUCGGCAGGAACUUUUUUUUUUCCCAGAGCCCUAUAAUGCACGCUGCUCCCACCAUGCUGGGCGCAGUGAAAAUGGAAGGACACGAGCACACGGAUUGGAGCUCCUACUAUGGAGAGCCCGAGGGUUACCCCACUGUGAGCAAUAUGAAUCCAGGGAUUGGAAUGAAUAGCAUGAACACCUAUAUGAGCAUGUCUGCGAUGAGUAACGCGGGCAACAUGGCAGCAGGGUCCAUGAACAUGUCAUAUGUGAGCACCGGCAUGAGCCCCUCAAUGACUGGUAUGUCUCCUGGUGCUGGGGCAAUGAAUGGCAUGGGAGCUGGGGUAACGGGCAUGGGCACUGGCCUUAGCCCCAACAUGAGUCCGAUGAGCGCCCAGGCUAGUUCCAUGAAUGCCUUGACUUCUUACACCAAUAUGAGCAUGAGUCCCAUGUACGGGCAAUCCAACCUCAACAGAUCCAGGGAUCCCAAGACUUAUCGCCGCAGUUACACUCACGCCAAGCCUCCUUACUCCUACAUCUCGCUCAUAACCAUGGCUAUCCAGCAAUCUCCCAGCAAGAUGCUGACCCUCAGUGAGAUCUACCAAUGGAUAAUGGACCUCUUCCCCUUCUACCGUCAGAAUCAACAACGUUGGCAGAACUCCAUCCGCCACUCUUUGUCAUUCAACGACUGCUUCCUCAAAGUCCCCCGGUCGCCAGACAAGCCGGGCAAAGGGUCCUUCUGGACCCUACAUCCCGACUCGGGCAACAUGUUCGAGAACGGCUGCUACCUCAGGAGGCAGAAGCGCUUCAAGUGCGAAAAGAAGCAGGCGCUAAAGAGCGCCCAGGAAACGACCAGGAAAACGUCGGAGACGGGGUCAACGGGCAGCAACAGCAGCUCGGAGAGCACCAACGGGAAUGAGUCCCCCCAUUCCAGUGCUUCUCCAGGGCGUGAGCAGAAAAGGUCACUGGUGGACAUGAAGUCAGCCUCAGCCCUCAGCCCCGAGCACAGCCACACCAGCUCCUCGGUGGCACAAGCCCAGCAACAUCUGAUGCAUCAACACCACUCGGUCCUGUCUCACAUCGCAUCUGAAGCGCAGGCUCACCUGAAGCCGGACCACCACUAUUCGUUCAACCACCCGUUCUCAAUCAACAACCUAAUGUCGUCCGAGCAGCAGCAUCACAAAAUGGACCUGAAAGCUUACGAACAAGUGAUGCACUAUUCUAACUAUGGGUCCCCAAUGACCGCUAACCUCCCCAUGAGUUCCAAAACCGUCUUAGACACAUCGGCCAUUGCGAGCGACGCGUCUUACUAUCAAGGUGUGUAUUCUAGACCUAUUAUGAACUCCUCUUAAAAAGGCUUUGGACGCAGAAAUGGACUUUGUCAGCUGUGUACAUUUGUAAAUGUUGAUGCGUCCAUCCAUUCCAGAUACUUGUUUUUAAAUGUUUGAAAUUGUUUAGAUAACCCAGUUGUUGAUCAGAUUGACUGUAUUGUGUUGGGAGCUCAAUUUUCAUGUUUUCCACGAAAAAAAAACACCCGAAAAGGCAACGUUUACUGUGUAAGAUUAAAACGCUCUCCACGCGGCUUUCCGCAUGGACCCGAACCAGUGCUGUUUCUUUUUUUCUCAUAUUAAAAAAAAAGGCGAUGAGAUGUUUGUUGCCGUUUUCUCUCCCACCCCCCCAAAAAAAAAUCUACCAGUAAUUUAUCCUUUGUAUAUGCUUUAUUUAUGGCUUGUGAAACGUUCUCUUCUUGUAGUUUUACCGGGCUUUCAGAAACUAUAAUAAAAAGUAUUAUGUUUGUGUAGUAGAUGUUCACAGAUUUAUCCUGUCAAGUGCAGUGGUUACAUUAUUCGCUAUUUGGAGGGGAUGCUGUCGGAUGCCUUCUAGCCAGAGGUUAAUUGUUCUUGAAUUGUUGCACUUUUGGUAAUUUCAUAAACCCAGUUCCUUGGUAGCCCGGGAUCGCAACUACAUACGAUUAAAAAUCCCCCCCCCCCCCCCCCCCAGUGGCUAUUUGGACUGAAAAAGUGAUUUAAUUUAUUGUUAAAAUUUUUAGAUUUUAGUGUGAAGGAUUCUUUCCGCUGUAAGAAAUCGAAACCGUUUUCGUUGAAAUGUUAACAUUUUAUAAAGAUAAAUGUAACAAAACACACACACAAAAAAAAUAAAACGAACA